UAUAGUUCCUGAGUGCGUUGUGCAGUAGGGCAGAUCUUAUCUGUUUCUAUAAUCGAAUUGUAACGGUGUCCGCGAGGUCUGUUCUUAAGAUGUUUUUUUUUCCAUAACUGAUUAAAGUAAUUAUCCAUUAGUUAAUUGAAAAGUUCCGAUGUUUGUUUGUUCUAUUGUAUACAGGAAGCUUAUAAUGGAAUUUAAUUCGCGCAGUGAUUUUUAAUUUCGUUUAGGAGAUAAAAAGUGGCAUUCUGAAGAGAAAUUAUCAAGCCAUCCCCGGAUCAAGAACGACCUGCGACAUUCUAAUUACGGGAUUACAUUUGUAGUGGUAAUCGGGUGUCGGCCAUCGACCUACCAUUCUUGCGACCACCGUGCGCGCGCGCCUGUUCAUUGUGCACUAAUAGUUUAUCUCGUAACUAUGUUUCGGUGCGUGCUCGCAUUUCUAUUCGUAACGGUAUGCAUGAGCCAGCACCCCUUCGACUAUUAUCACGUGCUGCAUUUGCCUCACGAGCCUCCUCUGUACCCGGUGCUGGCGAGCGCGCCGCCCACGCGCUUCUCCUGCGAGGGACGCCCUAGAGGAUAUUAUGCUGACGUUGAUGCAGGAUGUCAGGCUUACCACUUCUGCUGGCGUCAACACCUCGUCAGCACUGAUCUCUGCUCCAACGGGACAUUGUUUAAUGAACAGUUCCAGGUCUGCGAUCACUUCUAUAAUGUACGUUGCGGGUCACCACUCGAAGACUUAUAAUGAUGUAUAUUAAUUUAAUUAAAAUAUACAAACCUAUUUAUUUAUAACCGUUAUGGCUGUAUGUUAUAAAAUCUAUAGAUUAAUGCAAGUUUCGGUCGUGUUUUUAAAAUCGUCCUUUUUCAUGUAAGAUUCCUCAAAGUGGCAUUUUUGUUGUGUAGAAGAACUUGUAAAUACUUAUAAAUAC
Molecule: messenger RNA, 920 nt
Organism: Manduca sexta (tobacco hornworm)
Lineage: Eukaryota; Metazoa; Arthropoda; Insecta; Lepidoptera; Sphingidae
Product: U-scoloptoxin(01)-Cw1a
Exons: 5
Coding region: 410-736 (108 amino acids)
Cellular component (GO): extracellular region
Molecular function (GO): chitin binding
Source: RefSeq, a predicted model, not a curated record